Messenger RNA from Trichoderma breve, 663 nucleotides. RefSeq lists its product as uncharacterized. The record is from RefSeq and is a predicted model, not a curated record. The transcript is spliced from 3 exons. Bases 1 to 663 code for a protein of 220 amino acids. NCBI's taxonomy places the organism in Eukaryota, Fungi, Ascomycota, Sordariomycetes, Hypocreales, Hypocreaceae.
AUGCAGUUCAAGCUCAUCUCCAUCCUCGCCACCGCUCUGACGGUCCAGUCUGCCUACGCCAUGUCUGCCACCCAGCAAGGCCAGGCUAUGGAGCAGAGCGAGCAGAGCAAGCAGGUCCACCAGCUCGAGGAGCUCGCUCACCACAUCCACGUUCAGCAGAUGACUGAGCUCCACCAGCUCGAUAUCGGUCUCCUGGGACUUAACGCCACUAGCAUCACCUCUACCUUGAACAGCGUCGCCAACGUGUUUACCACCACCGGCAAUGCCAUCAGCAACAUUACUUCUGUUACACUUGCCCAGCAGCUCCCUAACAUCAUCAGCAGCCUCAACGCUCUGGCUGGAAACCUUGUCACCAACACCGGCAGCAUCAUCACCACUCCUGUGACUUACACCUUCAGCCAGGCUGACCAGCUGGCCAUCUACAACGCUUUCAACACUCUCGUUCAAGCCAACACCCAGCUCAUCAACUCCUUCGUCGGCCCCAACGGUCUCCUCACCUUAUCCUCCCUCCGCGGCCCCGUCAAUGUUAUCCUCAACCUGAUUGAGCGUACCGUUCUCAACCUGGCCGGUGCCAUCAUUGCCCGUAUCCCUGCCCACGCCGGCCAGGCCCAGAGCCUGCUGGGCCAGAUCCACGCCUCUUUAGCUCUGACCAUCAACGUCUAA